UCCCCGAGCCCCCGCCCGCGACUCAGCGGAGCUGCCGGCAGCGGCGCGGGCCGCGGGCAGCGCUCGGGAUCCGGCUGUGCGGGUGGGCAGCGGCACCGAAGCGGCGGUUCCCGGGCAGCGGCAUGUCCUGAGCAGAGCGACUGAGCGGCGCGGAGCCGAGCUGGGCCUCACUCCCCGCACCCACCACGGAGGGGUCGGCGGAGCCGCGGGCCAAGUGCCGGGCCCCCAUGAAGGAGAAGGAGGCGGGGGCGGAGCGGGGCAAGCCCGCCACCUACACCGGGGACAAGAAGGCUCGCAUGGCGGCCAAGACCAACAAGAAGUGGGUGCGCCUGGCCACCGUGCUGGCCUACGUCCUCUCCGUCUCGCUGGCCGCCAUCGUCCUCGCCGUCUACUACAGCCUCAUCUGGCAGCCGGUGCGUGGCGGCGGUGGCUCCGCUUCCAGCCCCGGCCCCGCCGCAGCCGCCACCUCCUCUUCGUCCGCGCAGCCCCGCGCCGCCCCGCCGCCAGCGCCGGGCGCCGGGGCCGGCCCAGCACAGGAGGCUCCGCCAGCGCCGCCGCGGACGGGCCCCGACCCCCCCGGCCUCGCCCGCACCGAUCGCCCGGAUGCGUCGCAGCCGCCGCCACCCGGGGCCGAGCCGGACGCGGGCGACAGUGCUGCCGCCGCGCUUCACCGGGUGCCGGGGAGUCCUUGA
Molecule: messenger RNA, 692 nt
Organism: Dryobates pubescens (Downy woodpecker)
Lineage: Eukaryota; Metazoa; Chordata; Aves; Piciformes; Picidae
Product: putative transmembrane protein INAFM2
Exons: 1
Coding region: 228-692 (154 amino acids)
Source: RefSeq, a predicted model, not a curated record